UUUUGUUUGGGCACUUCUUUGCCCUAUUUUUCGUUUUUUCGCUCACCUGUGCGCGAUUGCGCCUCCGCCUCUGUCUGAUUAGUUUGUGCGGGGCGGAUUGCGGCGGUUGUAGCUCGCCGGACGCGCAGCUCGCACACCGUCACGAGACGCGCGGCGCAGCCCACGCGAGCUCGUUUGAAGGCGGAGAUCGAAUUAGGCAAGUUGCUGCCACAGAAGAGGCGGAGAGGAGCGGCUGGACGUCGGCUUGCCUUCGCCCCCCCCCCCCCCCCCCGCGGUUUAGCGUGUCGCCUCUGGGCCCAGCAGGAGUCUCUCAGACCCCCCCCCCCCCCGGUAAGCGGCCAGCCAUGUCUGGACAGAGCGUGACCAUCCCGGACGACCGGGCUUUCGCCAGCUUCAAGGCGGAGUGUCUGUGCGAGGAGGGCUGGAGUUUGACCUACAACAAGGGGAACAUCACGGUGUGGAGUCAGGGCUUGGAGGAGGGGAGGUCCGUCCACAAAAUGAAGUGUCAGAUGGUUUGUAAAGACGUGUCGGCCGACACCAUGUACGACGUCCUCCACGACAUCGAGUACAGAAAGAAGUGGGACACGAACGUCAUUGAGACCUUCGACAUCGGGAAGCUUACGGUCAACGCCGACGUCGGGUACUACUCAUGGAAGUGCCCCAAACCGCUUCGGAACCGCGACGUGAUCACGCUUCGCUCCUGGCUGCAAAUUGGGAAAGAUUACAUCAUCAUGAACUACUCUGUCAAACACGCUAAAUACCCCCCUAAAAAGGACAUGGUGCGGGCCGUGUCCCUGCAGACCGGCUACAUGAUCCAGAGCCAGGGACCCAACCACUGCACCCUCACCUACAUGGCGCAGGUCGAUCCGCGAGGUUCGCUACCCAAGUGGGUUGUCAACAAGUCCUCCCACUUCCUUGCUCCUCGCGCGAUGAAGAAGAUCAGCAAAGCUUGUUUGAAGUAUUCAGAGUGGAAACAGCGGCACGACCCUGGCUUCAAGCCCUGGCUCUACCCUGAACAGACUACGUUACCCAGCAUCCCGCUCUCUGACCUCAGCAUCCAGCAUGCCGAAAGCCUGGAGAAUAUUGAUGAGAGCUUAGUUGACGAGACCCACGAGAGAGAAGACAGCGACUAAGACGAACGCACACUCGUCACAUUUUCAUACACACAGAAUAAUGCAGGGAUUCAUGGAUGUCUGACACACAUCCAUAACCACUCACAUGUAUGUGUGUGUGUCUGUGUGUGUGCUUCACAUGCAUACACACUGUACAUUAAGCUGCAAAUUCUGGCAUAAUGACUUAUGUCAUUUAUGCACACAAACCCUCCCCAUACAUACAUAAUGUAUGAACACACUAUCUACAGACAUGCAACACAGAUGCACACUCACGCCCUCUCACAGCCUGUACACUACAUGUCCAUCGAGGAAUAGCAAUGUUUUCUAAUCAGAUCAUAAAAAUAUAUUUUCAUUAAGACAUUACAAGAAUAUACUAUCCACCAUUUUACAAAUAUUCCAAAUUUACAGAGCAGUACAACCCUGUGUAUAUACAUAUGAACACAGUUACUUACUUAUACCUGCCUUUAUCUACUAAGACCCUGAUAACAUUGUAUCCAGUGUUGUAUCUGUUAUGUCCCAUCACAUGUUGUAAGCAGAUACAGUUAAAUGGGGGUGCAGAUGCUAAACUUUAUUCUGAUUUUCCCAAAGACACUUACUGCCAGUGCAUUAUCUACAGUAGCUCCUUUACCCCAAGACCUAGCAACACCACCCACAGCCUACAUUUACCAACCACCCUGCAAAUCCUAACCCUCAAACAGCCUUUGAAGCUGUGAGGACCUGUCACGAUGUAGCCUGUACAAGAACACACACACACACACACACACACACCUACAUCAACAGAUUUGACGCUUGUACUGUACGUACUGUCUGCUCCUCUGUUUCAGAGAUGUAUGAAUGUAUGUAGAGUUUAAAAAUUAAAUACAGAUUCCUACAAAGGUUUUCAAAGUUCA
Messenger RNA from Betta splendens (Siamese fighting fish), 2002 nucleotides. It is a transcript of the gene stard10, whose product is annotated as StAR-related lipid transfer (START) domain containing 10. The transcript has 6 exons. Gene Ontology annotation, molecular function: lipid binding. Lineage: Eukaryota; Metazoa; Chordata; Actinopteri; Anabantiformes; Osphronemidae. The record is from RefSeq and is a predicted model, not a curated record. Bases 345 to 1133 code for a protein of 262 amino acids.